AUGGAUAGUAAUAGAGUUGCACCUGAGAUUCCCGGUAUUAGACAGCCCGGGCAAGUCACUAAUGAUAUUAGGAUGUUAGUAUGCAAAUUGCUAAACUCUCCUAAGCCCUCGAAUACUUUUCCGGGGUCCCAACCUGUUUCGUUCCAUCUUGGUGAUAUUGAAGAGAAACUACUUUCGGAGGACUAUUACGUGUGUGAGAAAACAGAUGGUUUACGUGCUCUAAUGUUGAUUAUGGUGAAUCCUGUUACAAAGGAGCAGGGUUGCUUUAUGAUUGAUCGUGAAAACAACUAUUAUAUGGUCAAUGGUUUUAGAUUUCCCUGUUUACCUCGAUCGAACAAAAAAGAACUACUAGAAACGUUGCAAGAUGGGACGUUAAUAGAUGGAGAGCUUGUGGUUCAGAAAAACCCAGUUACGAAGAUGCAAGAGUUAAGAUAUUUAAUGUUCGAUUGUCUCGCUGUAAAUGGGCGAUCAUUAAUACAAUCACCUACUAGUUCGCGUUUGGCGCAUUUGGGUAAAGAGUUCUUUAAACCGUAUUAUGACUUAAGGUCGUUUUAUCCAGAUAGAUGCGCUACGUUUCCAUUUAAGAUCUCAAUGAAACAUAUGAAUUUUAGUUACGAUUUAGUGAAGGUGGCAAACUCUUUAGAUUCUCUUCCACAUGUUUCGGAUGGUCUUAUCUUUACACCAGUUCAAAGGGCAUAUCACAUUGGAGGUAAGGACAGUUACCUUUUAAAAUGGAAACCAGAAGUUGAAAAUACCGUAGAUUUCAAACUAAUCCUUGAACCACCUCUAGUUGAAGACAAAACUUUGCGAAAAGAGGACAAAAACAGAUUUUAUUACAACUUUGAUGUUAAGCCAUUCUUUUACUUGUAUGUUUGGCAAGGUGGUAAUGACAUAAACAACAGGCUACAUGACUACGAUCAACCAUUUUCCAAAAAAGAAUUGGAACUAUUAGGAAGAACUUACAAAAAGUUUGCAGAGAUCGAAAUUGAUGACAAGCAAUGGAACGAGCUAAAAGCGAUUCAAGAACCAUUGAACGGAAGAAUUGUUGAAUGUUCUAAAGAUCAGGAAUCUGGGGCAUGGAAGCUGCUUAGAUUUAGAGAUGAUAAAUUGAAUGGUAAUCAUGUUUCUGUUGUACAGAAGGUUUUGGAGAGUAUUAGUGAUUCUGUCUCUUUAGAAGACCUAGAGGAAGUAGCUGCUGAAAUGAAGAUCAGAUGGAAGCAACGUGAGGAAGAAAGAAAAAGAGCCCAACACAACCAACAAACAAUGUCUAGAUCAUCAAAUCAUCACUCUUCGUUCUCAGAUAGGUCUACUAGUCAUCGCCCGUCACUCUCAGAAAGACCAUCAGAUCAGCCAAAAUAUGUUGAUGAUGAUGACGAAGACUGGUCUGAUGAAGAACCAGAAAGCAAAAAACAAAAAAUUUAA
Molecule: messenger RNA, 1422 nt
Organism: Kluyveromyces marxianus DMKU3-1042
Lineage: Eukaryota; Fungi; Ascomycota; Saccharomycetes; Saccharomycetales; Saccharomycetaceae
Gene: CEG1
Product: mRNA guanylyltransferase
Exons: 1
Coding region: 1-1422 (473 amino acids)
Biological process (GO): 7-methylguanosine mRNA capping
Cellular component (GO): mRNA capping enzyme complex
Molecular function (GO): mRNA guanylyltransferase activity; ATP binding
Source: RefSeq, a predicted model, not a curated record